CAAAAGAACCAAAAACAGACCAAGUAUUUCACGUCUCUGUUCACCAACUGUCACUUAAACAAAAGCGCCUUGUUAGACCAUCCACCCAAACACAGACUGCAGAGCAAAAUUGGGGAAGAUCUUAUUUAGGGUUUGUUUUUCCUCAAUCCGAUUCGAAUCUUUAACCGCACAUGGGAUCUAACGGUUGAAAUCAAAGUAAAACGUUCUCGACUUGAAUAAAAAAAUUCAAGUGUGGACUCUGCUUAGCCUGAAAAAAACUCUCCUCACUCCCCAGAAAAACCUGGCCUUUUCUUCUUCUUGUUCUUCUCGGCAGAUUUCGAUUCUGCAGAAAUCAAAACCGAGACUCGUCGCUAAGCGAAGCUUGAGAAAUUCGGAAAUGGCUCCUCCUCCCAUCCUUUCCUUGGCUCUGCCUUCCGAGACUGGUCGAGUUCUCAGUAUCCAAUCCCACACUGUUCAGGGAUAUGUUGGGAAUAAAUCAGCUGUGUUCCCCCUGCAAUUAUUAGGCUAUGAUGUGGAUCCAAUUAAUUCUGUCCAGUUCUCAAACCACACAGGAUACCCAACAUUUAAGGGUCAAGUUUUAAAUGGAGAACAGCUUUGGGCAUUGAUACAAGGCCUUGAAUCAAAUGAUCUAUUAUACUACACUCAUUUAUUAACAGGUUAUAUUGGUUCAGUUUCUUUUCUGAGCACUGUAUUGGAAGUUGUCAAUAAACUUCGCUCUAUAAACCCAAAACUUAGAUAUGUCUGUGAUCCAGUGAUGGGUGAUGAAGGAAAGCUGUAUGUCCCUCCAGAGCUGGUAUCUGUUUAUCGUGAAAAGGUUGUCCCUGUUGCUUCAAUGUUGACUCCCAACCAGUUUGAAGCAGAAUUGUUGACCAACUCCAGGAUUGAGUCUGAAAGAGAUGGCCGUGAAGCUUGUAACAUUCUUCACGCUGCUGGACCAUCAAUGGUUGUGAUAACAAGCAUAAAUAUAGAUGGUAAUCUUCUUCUAAUUGGUAGUCAUCAAAAGGAACAAGGUCUGUCUCCAGAACAAUUCAAGAUUGUGAUUCCUAAGAUUCCUGCGUAUUUCACGGGUACAGGAGAUCUUACAACUGCGCUUCUACUUGGUUGGAGUAAUAAAUAUCCUAACAACCUAGAUAAGGCUGCGGAGCUUGCUGUAUCAACCGUGCAGGCCCUUUUGCAGAGAACAGUAAAUGAUUAUAAAACUGCUGGCCAUGAUCCCCAGUCAACCAGUUUAGAGAUUCGAUUAAUACAAAGUCAAGAUGACAUUCGUCAACCUGAGAUUAAAUUCAGAGCUGAAAGAUAUGCCUAAUAUAUGGAAAAGAAGUUGAAGAGAAAAUUUGAAAAUUGUUUUCCUUUGGAGCUAGAAAUGGCAGCAGUAAUAACGAUGUUAGAUUAAUGCUAACCAUUUCUGUAAACUUUUGUAAGGGAAGUUUAAUUUUGUUAGUAUUUUUACAGAAACUAUAAAGAAGUUUUAAAAAUGAAAACAAAUUGAUUUAGGAAUUAGAAAGAAGCCAAACUGUAUCCAGGUGCUGAUUGUUAAGUUUUCUUGGAUUAAUCUGUUUCUGUUGGUGUA
This is a messenger RNA of Rosa chinensis, 1570 nucleotides long. Its product is annotated as pyridoxal kinase. Gene Ontology annotation, biological process: pyridoxal 5'-phosphate salvage. Gene Ontology annotation, cellular component: cytosol. NCBI's taxonomy places the organism in Eukaryota, Viridiplantae, Streptophyta, Magnoliopsida, Rosales, Rosaceae. The record is from RefSeq and is a predicted model, not a curated record. Gene Ontology annotation, molecular function: pyridoxal kinase activity. The coding region runs from base 377 to 1306 and encodes 309 amino acids. The transcript is spliced from 12 exons.